Messenger RNA from Marmota flaviventris (yellow-bellied marmot), 1354 nucleotides. It is a transcript of the gene Snu13, whose product is annotated as small nuclear ribonucleoprotein 13. Lineage: Eukaryota; Metazoa; Chordata; Mammalia; Rodentia; Sciuridae. Gene Ontology annotation, molecular function: RNA binding. Gene Ontology annotation, cellular component: nucleolus; ribonucleoprotein complex. Gene Ontology annotation, biological process: ribosome biogenesis. The record is from RefSeq and is a predicted model, not a curated record.
CGCGGCCAUUUCCGCUCCUCUGUCCGUGCGGCUUUCCGACUCCGCCGACUUCGGCUGCUGUUGGAGAGUGGCGAGCCAACGUGACCGCAGCCAUGACUGAGGCUGAUGUAAAUCCAAAGGCUUAUCCCCUUGCAGAUGCCCACCUCACCAAGAAACUGUUGGACCUUGUUCAGCAGUCAUGUAACUACAAGCAACUUCGGAAAGGAGCCAAUGAGGCCACCAAAACUCUCAACAGAGGCAUCUCUGAGUUCAUUGUGAUGGCUGCAGAUGCUGAACCUCUGGAGAUCAUCCUGCACCUCCCACUGCUAUGUGAAGACAAGAAUGUGCCCUAUGUGUUUGUGCGUUCCAAGCAGGCCCUAGGGCGGGCUUGUGGGGUUUCCAGGCCUGUCAUUGCCUGUUCUGUCACCAUCAAAGAAGGCUCUCAACUGAAGCAGCAGAUCCAGUCCAUUCAGCAGUCUAUUGAAAGGCUCUUAGUCUAAACCUGUGGCCGGCCUCUGCCCUGCUCUCCCCACCAACCCAGGUUGUGUAUCAUAUUGUCUGUCUUAGCAUGUAGUCAGCGGCUUUCUAUUAUAAAGUAUUGUACUAAAUCUGUUUUCUGGAUUUUUGUAUUGUUUUGUUUCACAUCUCCCCUUCUACCCUCAGCCGUUCUUUUACUUUCCCUUUUGAAAAAUGAGCCAGUACCCAAAACAGAUAGCAGAAUUGUGGCACCUAAGGCAGGAAGAGCCAGUAGCAACUUGCCUGAGCCAGGAGAGGCAUCUGUUGCAGCUUUCAUCCACUCGCUCCCAAGUGUGCAGGAUGGGAUGAGAAUGGACCCUGGCCACUCUGACUUAAGAUCCCUUGUGCCUGGCAUACAGACUCUCUGUACAUGUUAUCAUGAUGUCCUUCUCUCACCUACUCUCCCCUCAAGAUUAUGUGUCAUUUUGGGAGGAAGCAGGUGUUCUUUGAAGUUGUUGGGCUUAUGUCCCGUGUGCUUUUGGUAAUGUGAUGUUAAAUUCUUGCCCCAGCUACACCCUGAGGGUGACAGAGCAGCAGCAUAGCUGCAGGAUUCCAAAGACAACAUGGGUGAGUGGGCAUGGGGGACAAUCGACCUGGAUCUCGGAAGAGUCAGGAGUGGCAAGGGAAAAAGUGUCAUCUGGUGCUGGAAUGAGGGAUUCUGGGGAAAUCAUGGAGACCUGGCUGGAAGCUACAGAGAGAUGAUGGGAUCCAGGAAGCAUCCUCUUUGAAUGGAAUUUCUUCAGUGGCCACUUAGCACCAGCUCUGGAGCCCUCACCCAUUUCCUGCCACAACAUGGUCAGAUAUUCUUUGUCCCAGAGUGUUCAUUCUUGAGCAUACUAAUAAAAAACAUAUAUUCAUA